This is a messenger RNA of Solanum dulcamara, 1158 nucleotides long. Its product is annotated as aquaporin PIP2-1-like. The coding region runs from base 65 to 910 and encodes 281 amino acids. NCBI's taxonomy places the organism in Eukaryota, Viridiplantae, Streptophyta, Magnoliopsida, Solanales, Solanaceae. The transcript has 4 exons. The record is from RefSeq and is a predicted model, not a curated record. Gene Ontology annotation, cellular component: plasma membrane. Gene Ontology annotation, biological process: transmembrane transport. Gene Ontology annotation, molecular function: water channel activity.
AUCAAUUUUUUCACAUUUCUCUCUAAACUCUAAAGCUCUCAAAAACAAAUAUUUUUACUUAAAAAUGGUCAAGGACAUGGAGUAUGGAAAUGACCAGUAUGCCCCUAAUAGGGACUACCAAGACCCACCUCCAGCACCACUUAUUGACGCAGAGGAACUUGGAAAAUGGUCUUUUUACAGAGCUAUUAUUGCUGAAUUUAUUGCCACACUUUUGUUUCUAUAUAUAACUGUACUCACUGUGAUUGGCUACAAGAGCCAAAGUGAUGGUGACCAAUGUGGUGGUGUUGGCAUUCUUGGCAUUGCUUGGGCCUUUGGUGGCAUGAUUUUUGUUCUUGUUUAUUGCACUGCUGGCAUUUCUGGAGGACACAUUAACCCAGCUGUGACAUUUGGGCUCUUCUUGGCUAGAAAAGUCUCAUUAGUCAGAGCAAUUUUAUACAUAGUAGCACAGUGCUUAGGAGCCAUUUGUGGUUGUGGUUUAGUGAAGUUAUUCCAAAAGGCUUAUUAUGUUAAGUAUGGUGGUGGUGCUAAUGAACUUGCUGUUGGCUACAAUACUGCCACUGGAUUAGGUGCUGAAAUUAUUGGCACUUUUGUUCUUGUUUACACUGUUUUUUCUGCCACUGAUCCCAAGAGAAACGCCAGAGAUUCUCAUGUUCCUGUAUUGGCACCACUUCCAAUUGGAUUUGCUGUAUUCAUGGUUCAUUUGGCCACUAUUCCAAUUACUGGAACUGGUAUUAACCCUGCUAGAAGUUUUGGAGCUGCUGUAAUUUAUGGCAAAAACAAAUCCUGGGAUGACCAAUGGAUUUUCUGGGUUGGACCUUUUAUUGGUGCUGCAAUUGCUGCAUUAUAUCACCAAUAUAUUUUGAGAGCUGGAGCAGCCAAAGCAAUUGGCUCAUUCAGAAGCAAUGCCUAAUAAUAAGAAUUAAUAUAAGCUAUAUUGGCAAUUAUUAAUUUUUAAAUGUGCCAAAAUAUUGUAUUUCCUUCUUGUUUGGUUGCUUUUUCUUAUUUUGGUUUCUUAAUUUUCCUUGUAAAUUUCCUCCUCUUGGCUUCAACAUCAAAAUAAUGGGCCAAGCAAAGUGUGUUCUACUCUUUUUCUUGUCACUAGAAAUACUAAUUUACGCUGAGUACUUGUAUCAAAUCAAUUUUAAUAGUUAAAAUUAA